UUGAACCAAGGCCAGCCAAAGCACGGGGGAAAUUACCUAUCCCUAUAACAUAAUGAGAUGACACCAUUUUUGCACUCUGUGCUUCAAAAACUAACAAACCCUAGGUUGUGGUUUAUAAAUCACAGCAGUUGAUGUGAUUUAUCACAGAUGUGAAGGCAGAACGAAACCACAACCAAACUUGGUGUGUGGCAUGAGAGAGAGGAAAAUAAAGUGCCCUACACAAGGAAUGUGCACACAAUGAUUUUCCCUGUCUUUGGGUUUGACAUCAAUAGAGGAAGAAGUUAUAGAAAACCUGAUACAGAUUCCCCUGCAAUGCAUUUUAUUACUGCUUGAGGAGGUUCUGAGGGAGCUUUGCAAGCCAAUCCUGUAUACCUCUUACACCACAUGCUUCAAAACAAUAACAAGCUCCAUGGUUUAUAAGAAGUUACUUCUAUGCUCAUUGCUGUGAAAAAAAUAUGUAUGUAUGUACGCAGAAAAAUUGUCCUCUGUAUAUCUGUGACCCAAGAAUCUUCUGAAAGGCACUCUGGACGGUGAAUGUUCUCUUUUCCCAAAUUUGAAUUAGGGAGUAAAGUUCUGAUGGAUGCUUUUUCCUUGUUUUUUAUUUAUCGAUAUAUUCAACCCAGUCUAAUAAACUAGAGGAUGGUUUUACUGGCAGAAAGAAGAUAGCAUAGGGUUCAUGAAAUUUGUAUGAAUAUUUUAAUAUAAAUUGGAAAUGCUCCAUUGAGAAGAAUGACAGGAUCAACUUUUCUUCAGGACUUGAAACAUUAUCAAUUUGAAACCAAGGAAUGAACUAAAUGGCAAACAGCACCACAGUGAGGGAAUUCAUAUUGUUAGGGCUGACUAACAACCAACAAAUUGCUGUUGGCCUUUUUCUCAUCCUGCUUGGGAUUUAUCUUUUGACAUUGAUAGGAAACAUGUUGAUUAUUAUUAUCACAUUGGUGAAUGCCCAACUCUGUAGUCCAAUGUAUUUCUUUCUCCGUCAUAUGGCAUGGAUAGAGAUUGGGUAUAUAAGUAGCAUCAUUCCUAAAACGCUGGCCAACAUAGCCACUGGCAACAAGAUUAUUUCUUUAGCUGGUUGCUUCAUACAGAUGUUCGUCUAUUUUGUUCUUGGCAUCACUGAAUUCCUUCUACUGGCCACAAUGUCUGUUGAUCGCUACAUAGCCAUCUGUAAGCCUCUUCACUACACAACCAUCAUGAAUGAACAAAUCUGUUCAUUAUUGGUACUUUGUUGCUGGAUUGGGAGUUUGUCACUAAUUCUAGUUCCAUCUAUUCUUUUCGUUCAAAUACCAUUUUGUGGUCCUAACAUCAUCAAUCAUUUCUUUUGUGACAAUGGAGCAGUAAUCAAACUCUCAUGUGUUGAUACCAGUCUCCUAGAACUGAUUAAUUUUGUGGUUGCCACAUUCUCUCUGCUUGGGACCUUAAGUGUUAACAUUGUGUCUUAUGUCAAAAUCAUUUCUACGAUUCUGAGCAUCCCAUCAACUACAGGGAGGAAGAAGACGUUCUCCACCUGUGCAUCUCACAUGAUUGUGGUCUCCAUCACUUACAGCAGUUGUGUUUUCAUGUACAUAAGACCCAAAGGCAGCAGCAAAUUAGAUUUCAACAAAAUGAUAAACCUUCUGAAUACUGUCCUGGCUCCACUUUUGAUCCCGUUCGCAUAUUGUUUGAGGAACAGACAAGUGCAGGAUGCUUUGAGGACUGAACUGAGACAAUGGAUUGAGUUCUGCAAGAAAUUGAAGUGAUUUGUUAUAGAUGUGACCUUGAAUUAGAUUUUAAAGUUCAACUUCUGCUUUGUUAAGUUAUGGCAUGUGCUGCUUUCAGAUGUAAUGAUCACACACUGAGGUGGUUUACAAGAGAACAUGGUAAUCAGGAAGCAAAACAUCUGAUAAUCCUCAACAAAAUAAAGCACAAUAUAUCAGGAACAUGCACACAAUAUUUUGUUCUGUCUUUGGGUUUGAUAUCUACAGAGGAAACUGACAGAAAAUGCUUGAUAGACAUUUCUUCCAAUUUGCAAUAGUUUUCUUUGAUCCUCGAGAAGGCCCUGUGGGAUCUUCACAGUUAGUCUCGAAUACAUGUUGCGCCUUAUGCUUUAAAAUGGUAACUAGCUUCAUUGUUUAUAAGAGGCGGCUUCCAUGUUCAUUGCCCUGAAGAGAUAUGGAAGAAGAAGGCAGCAAAAUUGCACAGCAGGUACAUCUGAGAAUGGAGAAAGUUAUGCUUCCCAAACAUUUUAACAGAUGCAUUUGCUUUGCACCAUUUCACAAUCUAGAAAAAUGACUAUUACUCAAAGAAAAUUGCAAGACCAUAGCCUAGAGACCAUGAACAAUUUCUGAAACUUUUUUGUGUAUAUUGUAAGUGGUGAAAAUAUUGCCUGCCAAAUAUAAACUAAGGAGAAAAAAAUGAUAUAUAUUGUUGCUUUUCCUCUGAUUUGUAACAUUAUUAAACAUAUCCUCUAGGAAACGCUCUGUUUUUUAGCUGAGAGAGACAGUGUUGUCAAAAAAACCCAAAACCCUCUUUCGUGGUCAUGCAGCCAGCAUGACUAUAUGCUGAGGGACACAAAAUGCUUCUCCCUUCCUAUCAAAGUGGUACCUAUUUAUCUACUCACAUUUCUAUGCUUUAGAACUGCUAGGUGGGCAAGAGCUGCAGCAAAUUAUGAGAGAUCAACCUGUUGCACAGCAUUCAGGUCUCAAAUGUAGGCUGUCAGUUUUCCAGCUAACAAGCUGAGCAUCUUUAACUGCUGAGGCAUCAUGCCCUCUUUCAAAAAUACACUUCCCUUCUACUGUCCAAUAUUCAAUAGUGGUGAAUAUCUGUGUCAGACCAUCCUAUUUGAGCUUCUCCGCAAGUAAGCCAGUAAACAGGAACGUGGAGACCACCAAUAGCUUUAUUGCGAUAUUGGAAAUAAAAUUAGCACUGGAAGUGGCUUGCUCCCAGCUU
Crotalus tigris (Tiger rattlesnake) is the source of this 2928-nucleotide messenger RNA. RefSeq names its product olfactory receptor 49-like. Lineage: Eukaryota; Metazoa; Chordata; Lepidosauria; Squamata; Viperidae. The transcript is spliced from 3 exons. Gene Ontology annotation, molecular function: olfactory receptor activity; G protein-coupled receptor activity. Gene Ontology annotation, biological process: G protein-coupled receptor signaling pathway. The record is from RefSeq and is a predicted model, not a curated record. Bases 795 to 1739 code for a protein of 314 amino acids. Gene Ontology annotation, cellular component: membrane.